AGGCCCCGCUGCGUCUCCCCCGCCGCAGGCGCAGGCCCAGCGGAGCCGGCCGCUGAGCGGGUGCGGGUGCGGACGCACCGGCCAUCACCGCGCGGCCGAGCAGCCGACACCGUGCUCACCUGAGGCGCCCUGGGAGCGGGGCAGCCAGCAGAACGGAAGGCCAUGUCCCAUGAAAAGAGUUUCUUGGUGUCUGGGGACAACUACCCUCCCCCCAACCCUGGAUAUCCUGGAGGGCCCCAGCCCCCCAUGCCUCCCUAUGCCCAGCCUCCUUACCCUGGGGCCCCUUAUCCACAGCCCCCUUUCCAGCCCUCCCCCUAUGGUCAACCAGGGUAUCCCCACGGCCCCAGCUCCUACCCCCAAGGGGGCUACCCUCAGGGCCCCUACCCCCAAGGGGGCUACCCUCAGGGCCCCUACCCCCAAGGGCCUUAUCCACAGAGCCCUUUCCCCCCCAACCCCUAUGGACAACCGCAGCCCUUCCAGCCACAGGACCCUGACUCCCCACAGCUUGGAAACUAUCAGGAGGAGGGGCCCCCAUCCUACUAUGACAACCAGGACUUCCCUGCUGCCAACUGGGAUGACAAGAGCAUCCGGCAGGCCUUCAUCCGGAAGGUGUUCCUGGUGCUGACCCUGCAGCUGUCAGUGACCCUGUCCACAGUGGCUGUGUUCACUUUUGUUGGGGAAGUGAAGGGCUUCGUCCGGGAGAACGUCUGGACCUACUACGUCUCCUACGCCAUCUUCUUCAUCUCCCUGAUUGUCCUCAGCUGUUGUGGGGACUUCCGGCGAAAGCAUCCCUGGAACCUUGUGGCACUGUCAAUCCUGACCAUCAGCCUGUCCUACAUGGUGGGCAUGAUAGCCAGCUUCUAUAACACCGAGGCGGUCAUCAUGGCUGUGGGCAUCACCACGGCUGUCUGCUUCACAGUGGUCAUCUUCUCCAUGCAGACCCGCUACGACUUCACCUCAUGCAUGGGCGUGCUCCUGGUGAGCAUGGUGGUGCUCUUUAUCUUUGCCAUCCUCUGCAUCUUCAUCCGGAACCGCAUCCUGGAGAUCGUGUACGCCUCACUGGGUGCCCUGCUCUUCACCUGCUUCCUGGCAGUGGACACACAGCUGCUGCUGGGGAACAAGCAACUGUCCCUGAGCCCAGAGGAGUACGUGUUUGCAGCACUGAACCUGUACACAGACAUCAUCAACAUCUUCCUGUACAUUCUCACCAUCAUUGGCCGCGCCAAGGAGUAGCCUGUUCCCCCAGCUUGCUAUGCCCUGCUCAGGUGGCAUGGCUGGCCUGGACCCUGCCCCUGGCAUGACAAUGCCACCUGUACUUCCCUCUUUCUGGUCCCAGACACAGCCUAGGGCAGGGGGAUCCCCUCUCUGACCCUCCUGUACGUACACUGCAGAUACUUCCGUUUGGACCCACUGUGGCCACAGCAUGGCCCCUUUUAGCCCUCCAGCCCCACUUAAGGGGCAGUAGGGCUGCGUUUCUGUGCCACCUCCUGUUGACUCAUUGUUGCAUGAGCCCUGUCUGCCAGCCCACCCCAGGGUCUGGGGGCAACACCAGGUCCCAGGGGAGAGGGAUUGAGCCAAGAGGUGAGGGUGCACGUCUUCCCUCCUGUCCAGCUCCCCAGCCUGGCAUAGAAUAUCCCCUUUCCCUCCCCACCUCCACCUGGAGCAUUGCUCUCAGGGACACACAGGUUGGGGGUCUCAUUCCUGUGCUGAGCCCUGAGAGCAGAGAAGAUGGCAUGUUUCAGGAAAGGAGGAAGCCUUCCUCUCGUCCUGCUGUCAUUAAAAUUCCAAUAAAUGGGAUCUUCUGCUCUCUGCUUCUCA
Sciurus carolinensis (gray squirrel) is the source of this 1818-nucleotide messenger RNA. RefSeq names its product glutamate ionotropic receptor NMDA type subunit associated protein 1 (gene Grina). Lineage: Eukaryota; Metazoa; Chordata; Mammalia; Rodentia; Sciuridae. Gene Ontology annotation, cellular component: endoplasmic reticulum; membrane; Golgi apparatus. The record is from RefSeq and is a predicted model, not a curated record. Bases 163 to 1233 code for a protein of 356 amino acids. The transcript is spliced from 7 exons. Gene Ontology annotation, biological process: negative regulation of apoptotic signaling pathway.